AUGGCAGCCUCCCAGCUGGCGGCCCUGGAGGAGGAGGAGAAUGGGGAAGGAGGAGCUAGGACGAGGCUGGGGGAGCGGGAGGCUUCGUGCUACUCGGAGGGGCAGCGGCUGGCCCUGGAGGUCCUGCUGAGCGAGGGGGCCACGGGCUACGGGGCCUUCGUGGCUCGGGAGGGGAUGGUGCCCUUCCUGGGAGCCGAGGAAGCCCGGGGCCUGGAGGCUGCGACCGAGGACUGGAGGCCCCAGGGGCCCCAGGAGGAGGGGUGUGAUGGGGAGGGGGCCGGCGGGGACAGCCUGACCUACUGGCCGGGCUGCACGGAGGAGUCCCCCCCGGAGCUGGGGCUCGGGUGGCCGGAGGACUCCUCCUGGAAGGGCAUCAGCAGGGCCCGGCUCUACACCCACCCCCCCGCCGAAGGGGACCCGCCCAUCAAGGAGCUGCUGAGGACCUCGAUCCAGGAGGCCAGCAAGGUAGUGGCCGUGGCCAUGGACAUCUUCACGGACCCUGACCUGCUCCUGGAUCUCUACAGGACAGCGACCCGCCGGAGGGUCCCCGUCUACCUCCUCCUCUGCCAACAGCACCUCCCGGCCUUCCUGGCUCUGGCCAAGCAGCUUGGCCUCAGUUUUCAGACCACUGAGAACCUGGAGGUGCGGGUGGUCCGUGGCUGCACCUUCCAGAGCCGGCAUCGAAAGCAGGUGAGCGGGGAUCUGAAGGAGAAGUUUGUGUUGCUGGAUGGAGACACGGUCAUCACCGGAUCCUACAGCUUCACGUGGAGCGAUUCCCGGCUCCAUCGGGGCCUAGUGACUCUGCUGACUGGGGAGAUUGCCAAUGCCUUUGACCACGAGUUCCGGACCUUGUUUGCCGCCUCCUACCCCCUGCCAGCCCAACCCACGCCCUUCCAAACCCUUGCCCUGCCCCCGAGCUCCUACUUCAGCAUGCUGGAUGGGGUGCAGCUGGCCUCCUCCAGGCCCCACCGCAUCACUCAGCGCCGCACUAUGGUCCCCGUCGUCCAGCCGCUGACGUCCUCGCCGCCGCCCGGCCACGGCCCGUUCUCGGGGAGACCGAUUCCUGGAUCAAAGGGAAUGGCUCCUGGACCCCGGUCUCCCCUAGUGACUGCCUUCGUUCCCCACUGUGCUCCAACGAAGGCCCCGCGACCCCCAUCUUCCAAAGUCACGUUCCAGGGAAACCUGCCUCCUGGAAAGUCAUCCGUGUUGUCAGCAGCCCGGAGACCGCCAUCUCCAGUAGGGACGGCGAGCCCAAGUCCCCCAGCCAUCCUUCUUCCAGACGACUCUAUCCGCCAUCGUCUGGCCGCCUGCCGCACGUUCGAAGGCCCGAGGAAGGUCAGGGGGUCAGGGGAUCUGGACCCGCUUCCCCCCGGCAACCUCCCCACUGGCCCAGCCCUCAGUGACAUCCUACGCAGCGUACAGCAGAGACGUCAACCCUCCGGCCCCCCUACCCGGCCUAGUCGCUCGCUAUGGGACCUGAGCCGCCUCUCCCAGCUGUCCGAUUCCAGUGACCAGGAGGGGGAAAGAACCAAGGAGGCUUUGCUGACCUGGGGCCACCGGGACACCCCGGCCAUGGCGCUGAUGAGGCAGCGGGGAGCAGGGCCCCCUCGAGAGGAGGUCCAGCCCCUCCCCCCGCUUUGGGGUGGCCCUACCCGGCCCGCCAACUUCCGCCAGUACCGCCGCUGAGACCCCAGAGAGACACCAGAGGCAGAUGGGCGAGGUGGUAGAGAUGCGGGGAUGAUAUCCCGAAACUGGACCAAGGCACGCUCGGGGGCCCUAGACUGGCCGAGGGCAAUGGGAGCCCUCCGGGGCUGUGAGGUUGCCCAGCAGGGCUCCCAAGGGCCAUGAGGUCACCCGUUGAGGCUCUUGGGGGCCGAGAGAUCACCCAGAGAGGCUCCCGGGGACCGUGAGGUCACCCAGCGGUCUUGAGGACACCUGGCGAGGCUCCCAGGGGCCAGGACCUGGGCGCUGCCACGAGCUGGCUGGGCUGAGCCAUCGGUUGGGUGCGGAUAUGAGUUUCUGGGGCCGAGCCGGGAAGCCCUUGGAUUGAACUGGGUGGGUGGAGGGGUGACGGGGCAGGGGCCUCCUCCAUCCACCCACACCCAGGAAGAGGCAGGACAAACUGGGAUUAACUGGGAGCCUGAGGCACAGCGACCGGAAGGAAUGUGUGGGAGUGGACAGAAUGCGGGGGUGGGGUGGGGUGGGAGGCGGUGGUCCUGACUGAGCUGAGGU
This is a messenger RNA of Tachyglossus aculeatus (Australian echidna), 2232 nucleotides long. RefSeq names its product family with sequence similarity 83 member E (gene SACK1E). NCBI's taxonomy places the organism in Eukaryota, Metazoa, Chordata, Mammalia, Monotremata, Tachyglossidae. The record is from RefSeq and is a predicted model, not a curated record.